UAUUGUUUCUCGGGAGGGGAAGAGGCUGCUGGAAAAGAAUGAUUUUGAUGCGACUUGAGCAGUGAUUCAGAAGGCAACAGCGCAGACAGCUUCGUGUGUUAAUUGUCGACAGUGUGCUGGGAGUGGCACACACACACGUUUCGGAGUGGCAUGAUAAAGUCGGUGUAACGUAAGAAGAAGUCCACCAAGAAGUGCGUUCUCGUGUUGGGAAGACUGCUUAACUCCUGUUGUGUGUUUGGCCUCCUCCUUCCAUCAUGGCGUAUGCAGCCUACUACAAGUUCCUUUCGCAGCCCAGCCAGGCCACGCCCAAACCAGCAGCUCAGGUCUCCACCGUGACGCCUUCUCAGUUUGAGAAGGCGUCAUCAGGCUCCAACAUGGCUACAAAGCCUGGGGGAGUUACCACAACAAAAGGCGGCACCGCAGGAAGUACUUCUAUCACGACAGCGGGACAAGGGGUUCCUCGAGCUAAACCCCAGACUAACACCAAGCCCACUGUUAUUGACAUGUCGUCUGCUGGGUCGACUGUUGUCAACAUGACAUUGUCUGGGGCGAGCGGCAGUCCCCAAAUGAUGUCGAAGACGUCACCUGUCUCCACUCUAAAGUCUUCUACUGCCGCUACCGGAACAGCGGCGGCCACAGCAGCAGCUAAUGUUGCCGUGUCGUCAUCUAAAGGCUCCCCAAAAGACAUGGCCAAGGUGCAAGUGCAAGUACGUCCCACUCCCGAAACAAUCGGGCCCAAAGAGACACCUGAAAUCGAUCCCUUUGACGCCUUGGCCAGUAUCCUUCCACCAGUUGAUCCGGUCACUCCUAAACAACCGAUAUUCACUGGGCCCGAGGUCAAAGAGCGUGACGCCACAGCCGAGAAGGCUCCCAAGUGUGGAGAAAGAGAUGACACGCUGCCUCCCGAUUACAGAUUUGAAAAUAUGGCUCCGCCUCCUGCAGACGCCAUACCUAAGGAUGUUCCUAAACCACUCAGCACCGACGAGGCCCUGGAGUCGCUUUCAGCGGGUUUCAUGACAUCAACUGUUCCAACUGCACCCAAAAUGCACCAGCAAAAAGACACCACCGAUGCCUCAUCUGCUGCCCCUUGUUACGUUGCACCACCGCUUGUGAAGAAAGUUGACAUCCCUGCACCGGCUCCUUACGUAGCAGCUCAGCCUCCAGCUGACAAAAAAGCCAAGAUGGAAGUUGAUAACUUCUCGUUGGAAGCUUUAAUUCCCCCUGCCCAAUUCCAGAAAACAGUGUGCGUGGGUCCUCCCCCUACUGAAAAGGAAACCCUUGCGGAAAAAGCUUCUUCUGAUUUUUCUCUGAAAGCUGAACUGGACACAAAGCCCAAGACGGAUGAGGGUGGCUCGAUGUCUCUGGGUGCUCUCAGUGCUCUUGGAGACAUGCUGGCAGCACCAGAACCCAAACCAGAACCCAAACUUAGACCGGAGGACAUGGUCUCGGAGAAUAAACAUAAGGAGGAAGACGCCGUGCGUGUCGGAGAGAGGGAGGAUUCAAUUGCACCGGAGUACAGGUUUAAUGAAGAGGAACUCAAGAAACUGCCUGCUCCCAAACCUCAGCCCACCUUGAACACUAAUGAGGCACUGGAUCUUCUCUCCGACGACUUCUUGACCUCCUCAACUGCUCCUGCACAGAAAGCCGAGGUCCCUGCGUUUGUUCCAACUGUCUCUGUGUGUCCUGCUCCACCCAAGCCUUCUCAGGGUGGCGCCAUGCCUCUGGAUGCACUCAGCGCUUUGAGUGACACUCUACCGGUGGAUGCACCAAAACCAGAACCCCCCAAGCUCAGACCCGAAGAGAUCAUCUCUGAGAAAAAACAUAAGGAGGAGGAGGCCGUGCGGGUAGGAGAGAGGGAGGACUCAAUUGCACCCGAGUACAGGUUCAAUGAGGAGGAGCUUAAAAAAUUACCUCCUCCCAAACCUCAGCCCACCUUGAAUACGAAUGAGGCUUUAGAUCUUUUGUCUGGAGACUUCGCAAGCUCCUCAGCCGCCCCAGCACAGACCAAAAAAACGUUGUCCGCUCAAGAUCUUCUGACUUCAACCAAAUCGUCCGCUGUUCACGCACCUCUUCCUCCUUUGACCAGAAAGGCACCCCAGGUAUCGGACUGCCCUCCAGUGUUGGCGCCACCAGCAAAGCCCGAGACCGAUGAAGGUGACUCCAUGUCGCUGGAUGCUCUCAGCGCUCUUGGUGACACAUUGGCAGCACCGGAACCAAGACCAGAACCCCCCAAACUUAGACCCGAGGACAUUGUGUUGGAGGAUAAACACAAGGAGGAAGACGCAGUGCUUGUUGGAGAGAGGGAAGACUCAAUUGCACCCGAGUACAGAUUUAAUGAGGAGGAGCUUAAAAAACUGCCCGCUCCCAAACCUCAGCCCAAGAUGAAUACCAGUGAGGCCCUGGACCUUCUGUCUGGAGACUUCGCCACCUCCUCUGCCGCUCCUGCUGUCCACGCUCCCGUGGUCUCCUCCUCCGCCGCUCCUGCGCAGUCCUCUGCAGACUUUGCUCUGGAUGCCUUAGCGGGAGACUUUGUUUCAUCCUCUGCUGCCCCCACAGUGAAAUCUGCUGCUUGUGUCCCCACAGAAACUGCCUCAGAGACGCAGUUUUCUCCAGGAGCAGACAGCGCCCUGGAUGCUCUUUCAGAAACUCUCGUCACGGAAAUUACACCCGCCCCUCAGCCAGCCCCCAUUCCUGCCAAAGACCUUGUCAAGGAGAAGAAGGCCGUUGAAGAGAGGCUCAUUAAAAUGGGAGAGAGAGACGACACCCUUCCGCCCGAGUACAGACCCACCGAGGAGGAUCUUAAGAAUAUGGCCGAGGCGAAGGCGAACGCGGGCGCCACACCGAAGACGUUGAUGGACGAUAAGACGGCCUUGGACUUGCUGUCCAGUGACUUCAACACAUCGGUCUCAUCGUCUGCUGCCGCCACCGCAGUGGUGACGCCUUCCGCGCUUGACUCGGAGGCCCUCAAGCAGCCCAUGCCCCGUCCCGUUCCGGAGACACUGGCUGACACCCUCCUUCCAGAUGACCCAGCAUUCAAGGCGAAGGCGGGCACAGCCAAGAGCAAGAGCAAGUCAAAGUCAAAAUCUAAAAAACAACAUGCAUCGGAGCCUCCUGCCGACAAGCAGCUCUCCGGCCAACAAAGCUCAGACGUCGUACCGACAUCUGCACAGAAGGGAAGGAAGAGCUAGACGACCGGCUGUCAGUUUGGACCUCCGGAGGCCUUUGAGGAAGCACUGGUGGUGGACCCUCGUCUCUGCAUUGAGAUUGUACUUUAUUAAAUCAUCCAGGAUGUACACAAGAAUUUAACGACAAUGUACACACACACACACACACACUCGCACACACCCACACUAUUUACAAGCAUGACUUUUCUGCUUGGUUUCCACUUGUACUCAAAGAUGAGGAGCUUUCGGUUUCUGCUUGUACUGUAGCAAGACAUGCUGGAGGGGAAAAAAACAAAACAAAAAAAAAAACUUAUGCGUUUGCUGGUCAAUGUGGAUAAGAAUGUUGUCCAUGUCUUGGUUUCGUUCUCCUGCGCUACACUGGUUAACACAACGGCCGUGUGAACUAGCUGACUGUUGGCUUACACGAGCAGUGGGGAGCGAGUGUAUAGUAUUUCGAUGUUGUGCAAUGCUUGAUGCAAAUCCAAUUUGUUUUCCGAUCACCAUGUGCUCAAGUGCCAUGAAGACGCUUUGUUCGCCUAUAUUUUUCGACAAUACAUAGAAACAGGCAGAGGAGGCUUCAUUCCGUGCAAAUGUCAUUUUGAGAAAUAGCUGUAGGGUCUCUGGUAUAUAUUUUGUAAAAUAAAGUACUGGCGUCCACAAUUGCACUUUGUAAACCAAGGCGGUGUUUAAAACAAACUGUAAAAAAAAAAAAAGAUUU
Molecule: messenger RNA, 3882 nt
Organism: Hippocampus comes (tiger tail seahorse)
Lineage: Eukaryota; Metazoa; Chordata; Actinopteri; Syngnathiformes; Syngnathidae
Gene: cast
Product: calpastatin
Exons: 34
Coding region: 255-3188 (977 amino acids)
Cellular component (GO): cytoplasm
Molecular function (GO): calcium-dependent cysteine-type endopeptidase inhibitor activity
Source: RefSeq, a predicted model, not a curated record